CCCCCCCCCCCCCCCCAGAAUAAUCUGUGGUCUGAGAAGAGCUAUUGAGCUCUUCCCACUACUUCAAUGGCGACUUGGAAGAAGCCGCCAGGACACGAAUUGGCGCCUAGGGUACCGUUUAUGAAACCGUUAGGUCCUCGAGUUUUCUAAUCGUUUAGGGAUCGGUUAGUUUUGUUGUCGACAGAGUAACCCUGUACAACUUAUGUACACUGAUUUUGCUUGUUAGCUACAGCCUCUGGGAUGGAUAAGAUUACUUUUGACCCAUUUUGAUGCCAAGCACUACAUUGCUGAAUGCUGGAGCCAUCGUCAAAUCUCCUCCUUUAAUCCUCUCACAAACUCGGAACUACACACCCCUGCCACAUCACCUUGCCACGUCACAAACCAGGAUCCUCAACCAGCCAAUCAGAACGUCUCUGAUAAGAUAAAACCUCAAAUCUUUCCAUUGCCCAUUCCACAUUCCAUCCUCUCAUUCCCAAUCCCACAUCUACACCACACAAACCACCAAAAACCUUCAAACAAAUAUCUCACCCCAUCUCUUAUAUCUCACACAUCUCAUCCAUUCCCUUCAAUUUCUGCGGCCAAACUUCAGAACACAAAAACCAGAAACCCAAUUAACCUUCUCCUUUCUAGCUCCAGCCAUGGCCACCGUCACCUCAGCAGCCGUCGCCAUCCCAUCAUUCACCGGCCUCAAGUCGGCCAAGUCCACCGCCGCAGCCACCACCGCCAGGGUCUCCGUCGCUGCAGCCCCAAAAUUCGCCGGCGUCAGGGCCUCAAUGAAGGACCUGGGCAUCGCGGUGGCCGCCACCGCCGCCUCCGCGAUGCUGGCGGGCAACGCCAUGGCCAUCGACAUCCUGCUCGGCAGCGACGACGGCUCCCUGGCCUUCGUCCCCAACAGCUUCACCGUCGCCGCCGGUGAGACCAUCACGUUCAAGAACAACGCCGGGUUCCCCCACAACAUUGUGUUCGACGAGGACGAGAUCCCCAGCGGCGUGGACGCGUCCAAGAUCUCGAUGUCGGAGGAGGAUCUGCUGAAUGCGCCUGGGGAGACCUACAAGGUGGCUUUGACUGAGAAAGGAGAGUACACUUUCUACUGCUCUCCUCACCAGGGCGCCGGCAUGGUUGGCAAGGUCACUGUUAACUGAGGAAAAGGCGGGAUUUGAUGUUGUCGCCAUGGUUUCUUACCGCUUGUUGUUGAAUGUAUAAUCGAGGAUUUGAUGAAAAGACUUAAAGAGAUUGAAAUGGGUGCGUGUUGGUUUGGGGGAAGAGAAACUUUGCAGUUGGAAUUGGGUUUGAGUUUCUUUCUGCUGGUUUCUUCUUCUUCUUUGCCAUUUCAUCGUUUCAUUGCACAAUUUGUAGAUUUUCACCAUGUUAUGUAGUAACCCAAAAUAAAUUCUAGUCUUUCAUUGCACAAUUUGUAGAUUUUGCGAUGGUUCUUCCCAUGAUACUAGCGAUUGGCGAAGCCGACCCCAUGGGAAUUGCUAUUUGUACCAAACCAAACAAGUCAAAUUUCUUUUAAUCAUAACCAAACCAUCCAAACUAAUACAACAACCGAACUAAAAUUUAAUCGGUUUGGUUAAUUGAUUAACUAGAUUAAUCAGUAGGCAUCAAUUCACAAUUUGUAUGAUGAGUAAAACAUUACAUUGAACACAUAGCUAUAGUUAACCUUUACAUAAAUACAUGCAACUAAUACAAAUAUACAUUAUAGGUAUAAUAUUGAGUUUUUAUUGUUUUUUUAUCAAAGGAAGACCACACUCCCUAACAGUUUAUUAUAAUAUUCCUGGGCUCUGAAAGGCCCUGCCUGUCAUACAAGAUCAAAUUGCUCAGUCGUCUAUGAUCGAUCGGGAUACAGUGGAGACUGGAGACCAAUAUCAAGGGUAUGCCCCAGAUUGGCUAAAAAAUCUGCACAUGUGUUUCCUUCCCUGUAGAUGUGUUGAAUCUCGACAUCCCAUUGCUUCAAGAGCAGCUCUUGUGCUCUGCUCAGCACCCCAGCUUGGCGCAUGAUCCCUGUAGUCCUUUUCCUAUAAAAAUUUGACUGCAACUUGUGAGUCUAGUUGGAGCUGCACUUUACGGUAUCCCUCGUUCCAAGCCGCUUGUAACCCCAGAACAGCUCCACGAAGCUCAGCAGUUGUAAUAGAACAGAUUCCCAAAUUGCAGGCAAAAGUCCCCAGGCAGCGAUCAUCAUGAUCUCUCAGUAAUCCUCUUGCAGAAGCGCCACCUGAAUUUUGCAGAACCGACCCAUCACAUUUGAUAGCGAUCCAGUGUUGUGGAGGGGGUCCAUGCUAUCUCAGCUACCUGUCGCGAUGGCGUGGGUGUGUGAUGCAGGGCCUGAUCCUUUCCAUAGCACUUUUGAUAAUCACGAGCCAUUCGUUGAUCCGUCUCAUGAAGCCAUCCUUCAUCGUUGUCUUACCCUAAAAAAACACGCUCAAAUUGAGUUUUUAUUGUUGAUGAGCCUAAAAGGAAGGAAUCUUUGGCUCUUGAGUGGUUAUUCCAAGUAUUAAGUAUGUGUAUAUAAUAUAUAGGGUUAAUAUUUUCGUAUGGCCUGAACUUUGACCAAAAUAAACAUCCUGGCCAAUC
This is a messenger RNA of Linum trigynum, 2574 nucleotides long. The record is from the annotation of a GenBank genome assembly. NCBI's taxonomy places the organism in Eukaryota, Viridiplantae, Streptophyta, Magnoliopsida, Malpighiales, Linaceae.